Molecule: messenger RNA, 2288 nt
Organism: Impatiens glandulifera
Lineage: Eukaryota; Viridiplantae; Streptophyta; Magnoliopsida; Ericales; Balsaminaceae
Product: UTP:RNA uridylyltransferase 1-like
Exons: 6
Coding region: 118-2103 (661 amino acids)
Molecular function (GO): RNA uridylyltransferase activity
Source: RefSeq, a predicted model, not a curated record
UAUCCAGAGUAGUUGAUUUCGUCUUCCAUUGAUAACUUCAACAGUCAAAAUCAAGCUUUGAAGAUAGAGAGAGAAGAGAGAUCAUUACUGUAGAUCCUUAAGCAAGUUCCUUCAUCAAUGACCGGCGGCGGACAGGAUCUGCCGCAGGUUAACGGUGGCGAAUUCCUUCUCCAGUUACUACAGAGACCGCAACAGCAGCGGGUGGAGACGGUCGUGCCUCAGAAUCUAUCCAAUGAUCCGCUACAGAUACCGUUCAACACUCCUUAUCAUCCUAAUCCAUGGUCUCAUUCUCCUAAUUUCACGCCUCUUAACUUCUUUGGUUCGUUUCCCCAAAACCCUAAUUUUUCUCCAAAUCCUUCGCCGCCUCGCCAUCCUGAUUUCUUCCAUGGUUAUCAGAACAAUCUUAAUUUGAAUCAGCGACUACCUUUCCCUCCUUACAAUCCUAAUCCUAGACCAGAAUCAGGUUAUGAGCAGCACGAUUUAGGCAUCAACUUUGGCUCUUUCCCAGUCGGAAUCAGGGUUAAUGAGAAAGGGACUAGCUUACUUAAUGAACGUGAAUUGCCGUCGACUUCACAUGAAUUUCAGAGCCAAGAGCAAGAUCGAAGAGGAAGUGGUGGAGUAGGGGGAUUCAGAAGACAGGAUUUUGGUGGGGGGAAUUCGAAUUACAGGUCAACUACAAAACCUCAAGGAGUAAAUCCGCCGCCUGGGUUUCCGAACAAGAUAAAUUCCGGUCCAAUUCAGCAAAAUUACAUUGCUUCCAGCAGCGGUGAUAGAAGGGAGAGAUCCUUGCCUAAUACCCAACGAAUGCCAAACGAUUUUUCGGUCCCAGCCACAGGAAGUAAGAUGAAUUCAGUUUCAGCAACCGCGAUAGAAGAGACGAUCUCAGAGUUGCAUGAUAAGACUGCUGCAAAUGGGACUACGGUUGUUUCAAGGGACAAUGAAUGUGAUGAUUUGGAAGAGAAGAUUAGAGGUUUAUUAACACUAGAAGAUAACAAUGUAGACAAAAACACUAAAAAGAAACACUUUAAGGAUUACAGGUCAGACACCAGAGGACAAUUGGCACUUGAUCAUAGGGCGAGGAACAUGAAAAGGCAAAUUAGAUGCCGUGAUGAUAUAGAUUUAUUUAGUGCUCAUUUUCUUGAUAUCUACGAUUCCUUGGUGCCUCCUGAAGAAGAGAAAGCAAAACAAAGGCGGUUGAUAGCAUUACUGGAGAGACUUGUUAAGAGUGAAUGGCCUGAAGCUCGGCUAUAUCUUUACGGAUCGUGUGCCAAUUCUUUUGGAGUUUCCAAAAGUGAUAUUGAUGUUUGUUUAGAACUCAAGGACCCGAAUAUAAACAAGGCAGAGGUCUUGUUGAGACUGGCUGAAAUAUUGAAGUCAGAUAAUCUUCAGAAUGUUCAGGCUUUGGUACAUGCUAGAGUUCCGAUAGUAAAACUUUUGGACCCGGUUAGUGGGAUCUCAUGUGACAUAUGUAUUAACAACUUGUUGGCUGUUGUUAAUACAAAGCUCUUAAGGGAUUAUGCACAAAUAGAUGUGAGGCUUCGACAGUUGGCUUUUAUUGUGAAACACUGGGCUAAGUCGAGAGGAGUGAAUGAAACUUAUCAGGGAACAUUGUCAAGCUAUGCGUAUGUCUUAAUGUGCAUUAACUUCUUACAAUUGCGAAGACCUGCCAUUCUCCCUUGUUUGCAGGAAAUGGAGGCAACAUAUUCAGUUUAUGUUGAAGACAUUCAUGUUUCUUAUUUUGAUAAAGUUGAGAAACUUUCUGGUUUCGGGUCAGCAAAUAGGGAAACAAUUGCUAAGUUAGUAUGGUCAUUUUUCAACUACUGGGCGUAUUUUCAUGAUUAUACGCACAAUGUUAUAUCUGUUGGAAACGGAUGCCUCCUCAGAAAGUUCGACAAGGACUGGACAAGAAGGAUAGGAAACGAUCGACAUCUGAUAUGCAUUGAGGACCCGUUUGAGAGAUCUCAUGAUCUGGGCCGAGUUGUUGAUAAAAGGAGCAUAAAAGUCCUCAGGGAGGAAUUUGAAAGGGCUGCUGAUAUCAUGCAGAAUGCCCCUAACCCAUUUGUGGCCCUCUUUGAGCCCUAUAUUCCUCCUACUUCUAGCUAGUUCAAUUUUCUUCUUCCUUAUUAUUAUUAUUAUUAUGGUGUUGUUGGUUCUUCUUCUUCUUGGGUUUGUAAAUUUCAGAUAAUGACUACUGGUUUUGCCUUAUUUUGUUGUGGUUUGAUUUCCUUUACCUUGUUUGCUAGUUUUUUGCGGGUUUUCUUAUGGGAAAUAAAAUAAGGUAAUUUAUC